Molecule: messenger RNA, 390 nt
Organism: Caenorhabditis bovis
Lineage: Eukaryota; Metazoa; Nematoda; Chromadorea; Rhabditida; Rhabditidae
Source: the annotation of a GenBank genome assembly
AUGAUACAUUUUGCCAGGUUCUUCACCAACUUUCCCGAUCUUCGCGUAUACUUCAAAGGCGCCGAAAAGUUUACCGCUGAGGAUGUGAAGAAAAGCGAGAGAUUUGAGAAGCAAGGCCAACGCAUCCUUCUCGCGUGCCAUUUGUGCGCCAACGUCUACGACAACGACGACGUCAUCCGCGGAUACAUCCGCGAGACCGUCAACCGUCAUCGCCAAUACAAAAUGGACCCGGCACUCUGGGAGGCCUUCUGGACUGUAUGGACCGGAUAUUUGGAGUCGGCUGGCUGCUUGAACGACGAGCAACGCGCCGCGUGGAUGCAGCUCGGCAAAGACUUCAACACUGAAUGCCAAGUGCAUUUGAAGAAUCUCAACCUUCCAUUCGUUCAAUAA